AUGAUUUAUAUUGAUCACGAUGGCAAUCUCCUGGUUGAGACCUCACCCUUGCUUGCGGGGCGCGGCGGAGCCAUCUUCACGCCGGAUGUAGCGGGCCGUUUUAUGGAAGCGGUGAUCUCGAGUUCUCAACCCGACCAACAACACCCUUCCCCUUACCCAUGGAAUAUGGAGCCGAACGCUGGUUGGGCGUGCGCCAACAGCCAUACUAAACCCGUCGAAUUGAUACCUUGCGAAUUGCAGUCUCAACGGAGCCGGCAAAAGCGACGUGCCUUAAAGCGACCUCGACCUAAGCCUACCCCAAACCCUCCAGCACCACUGAGACAGACGAUUCUCCGAGUCAGUAACAGGGACCUACUGCGGCAGUAUUAUGAAAAGGCAUUUGAAAACUUUCAGCAAUUAAAUUGCCGAGCCAUCGCCAAAUCAUAUAUAAAACUCCUCGAGCCGCGAAAGCAGGUAAAUUAUCCUUACAACGGGCGCAAAGUCGUCUCCGGCAUAAUACAACAGAUCGACACCGAGCUUACUAAGCCUGGGUGGUGGCCUGCUGGUACGAUACAUCGGGAACCUGAUCACCUACUGAAGAGCGACCGAAUUCGACUCCUGGUUCAUAUACUAUGUGAUCUUAAAGACACCCACGGAGUCACUGCGGACAAGCUCCGGAGGGCCAGUCUCGACCUGCGCCGCUAUAUAACGCCGGCAAUUCGGCUGCAAGUUCUGGAUGAGAUUUAUUUCGUGCGACAGAUGGAAGAGCAAUUUUUGGAAGGAGAGAUCGAUCCCAACACCCUAAUUCAGACGACCCAGACUCUGCUCCCUGUGGACGUUCAUGACAUCCACCAAGCUCACGUGUCACCUCACAGCGUACCUGCUAUCCCUGGUCUACUUUUAGAUGCCGACAAUGAUAGACAGGGCUCCCGCGACGAUAGACAUCCGCCCUGUGAUUAUGGCUCUUCGAUGAUACAAAGCCGGCAAAUUUGCCCGCUCUCACACGCCACCAGUGGAUAA
This is a messenger RNA of Penicillium subrubescens, 999 nucleotides long. Its product is annotated as DUF2841 domain-containing protein. The coding region runs from base 1 to 999 and encodes 332 amino acids. The transcript is spliced from 4 exons. The record is from RefSeq and is a predicted model, not a curated record. Lineage: Eukaryota; Fungi; Ascomycota; Eurotiomycetes; Eurotiales; Aspergillaceae.